AUGCUUCACCACACUUUCCUCCUCACCGCCGCGCUCGCCGCCACGCUCGGCGACUGCGGCUCGACCGUCUUCGAGUCGCUGGCGACCAAGCCCGCGGGCUGGACACGCCUGGGCGACGCUCCCGACACCCAACACCUCAAGCUGCGCAUCGCGCUGCACCAGCCCGACGAGGCGCUCUUCGAGCGCACGCUGUACGAGGUGUCGGACCCGGCGCACGCGCGCUACGGACAGCACCUGUCGCGCGACGCGGUGGCCUCGCUGCUGGCGCCGCGCGCCGAGUCGACCGCCGCCGUGCUGGCCUGGCUGCGCGGGGCGGGCGUCUCGCCGGGCCAGGUGGAUGCGGAUGGGGAGUGGGUCAAUGUGGGCGUGACAGUGCGCCAGGCGGCGGCGUUGCUGGAGGCGGAUUUUGGGGUGUGGGGUCAGGAUGGUACGGAUGUGAAGAGGGUACGCGCGCUGCGGUAUUCGGUGCCCGAUGAGGUCGCGCCGCAUAUUCGGAUGGUGGCGCCGGUGGUCAGGUUUGGGCAGGUCAGGCCGGCGCGGAGCCAGGUGUUUGAGGUGGUUGAGCCGCCGGUGCAGCCGCAGGCGAAGGUGGCGUCCGCCAUCCCGCCGCAGGAGCUGGAUGUCAAGGCGUGCAAUACCAGUAUCACCCCCGAGUGCCUGCGGGCGCUGUACAAGAUCGGCUCGUACCAGGCCAAGGCGAGCAAGAACAGCUUGUUUGGUGUCGCGGGGUAUUUGGAGGAGUGGGCCAAGUAUGACCAGCUCGAGCUGUUCAGCGACACGUACGCGCCGUAUGCUUCCGACACCAACUUCACCGCGGUGGGCGUCGCUGGCGGGGUGAACGAGCAGGGGCCGUCGGAGCAGGACGAUAUUGAGGCCAACCUGGAUAUUCAGUACGCUGUCGCUUUGUCGUACAAGACUCCGGUUACGUACUACAGCACUGCGGGGCGUGGACCUUUGGUGCCGGAUCUUGACCAGCCAGACGCCGACGAGUCUUCCAACGAGCCGUACCUGGACUUCUUCUCCUACCUGCUGAAGCUGCCCGACCAGAAGCUGCCGCAGACCCUGACCACGUCAUAUGGCGAGGAUGAGCAGUCAGUGCCUCGCCCGUAUGCCGAGAAGGUCUGCCAGAUGAUCGGCCAGCUGGGCGCUCGCGGCGUGUCCAUUCUCUUUUCCUCGGGGGACACCGGCGUCGGCUCCGCAUGCCAGACCAACGAUGGCAAGAACACAACCCGCUUCCUGCCCAUCUUCCCUGCCGCUUGCCCUUACGUCACCUCCGUCGGCGGUACCCGCUACAUCCAGCCAGAGCAGGCCGUGUCCUUUUCCUCGGGUGGCUUCUCUGACAUCUGGCCACGCCCCUCCUACCAAGACUCCGCCGUGUCCAAAUACCUAAAGGACCACCUCAAGGGCCGCUGGGAGGGUCUCUACAACCCGGAGGGGCGCGGGUUCCCGGACGUGGCGGCGCAGGGGGUGGCCUACCACGUCUUCUCGCAGAACAAGGACAUUCUGGUGUCCGGGACCAGCGCGUCGGCGCCCAUGUUCGCGGCGCUGAUCAGCCUGCUCAACAACGCGCGCCUGGCCGAGGGCCGCCCGCCGCUGGGCUUCCUCAACCCCUGGCUGUACUCCAAGGAGGUGAGCCGCAAGGGCGCGCUGACCGACAUUGUGCACGGCGGCUCCACGGGCUGCACGGGUAAGGACAUGUACUCGGGCCUGCCGACGCCCUUUGUCCCCUACGCGAGCUGGAAUGCCACCCCCGGCUGGGACCCCGUCACGGGGCUGGGCACCCCGGUCUUUGAUAAAUUGCUGGAGCUGACCGCGCCGGGCGGAAAGCACCUGCAGAUUGGGGCUGGCCUUGGUGUUGGCAUCAAUAUUGGGCCUGAGUUGUGCGUAUUCUGA
Molecule: messenger RNA, 1893 nt
Organism: Chaetomium globosum CBS 148.51
Lineage: Eukaryota; Fungi; Ascomycota; Sordariomycetes; Sordariales; Chaetomiaceae
Exons: 6
Coding region: 1-1893 (630 amino acids)
Biological process (GO): proteolysis
Molecular function (GO): tripeptidyl-peptidase activity; serine-type endopeptidase activity
Source: RefSeq, a predicted model, not a curated record